AUGGUCUCUCUGCUCGUGGCCUCCAACGAUGCUCUCGUGACGAGCACUUGCCACCACCUGCUUCGCCGCUGGCCGUCCCCUUCUCUGCACACACGGGCGCGCGCGGCCCUCGUCAGUUUCGAGUUGCGCAAGACGAGCCUGUUCCUUCUCAUCCCCCGCCGGGCAAAGAGCUCCAAGGCGUCGAUGCAGCUCUGCCGCUCGCAUGCCAUGCCCCCGAACACCGCCUCCAGAGCAGGCAGCUCGGCCAGGUCGACGCAACCCUCGCAAGCGCGCGCCGUCAAGCGCAACCGGGGAUCCGAAUCCCCCGUCUACCUCUCGUCCAUUGCCGUCGUCACGCCCGAGGAGGCGAGGCAGGCCCGCGAGCGCUUCUUCGACGCCCUCGGCUGCGCCGACCCGCACCCCGGCAUGCGAAGAGCCAUCUCGACCGCCGACCAGCUCACCGAAGUCCAGCUCGCCCGCCUCUUCGACAUGCUCCACGCCUGCGGCGCCGCGACAGACCACCAGGCCACCCUGUUGACCACGCGGGCGAGCGUCGACGGCUUCGUCGACGCCGUCUUCAACGACUGGCGGAGCGACAAGGCAGACGACUUGGUGAAGCCCGAGCUGGAGUUUCUGGUCGAGGCCGAGGUCGUCGCGGGGACGAUAUGCGUCACUCCCGAUUGUCAUGGCGAUGUAGGUAGUUGCCGAGCGUCCGACACGUGCAACGCCGUGGUUUCUGCCGUCGUGUCGUACAGCUGCAACCCUGCCAUGCUCAAGAUGGAAUAUACCGCCGUUGAUCCGUUUUCCGGACAGCCCGAGGCCUUUUGCCCCCUGUGGAGGAAGGAUAUUCGCUGGGCGGAGGCGGGCUGGAAGGACGCCCUCCGCCAGACCAUCGAGGGCAAGCUCGUGUCCAAGAUUCAUCGCUACAACAAGCAUUUGGCCGUGUGGCAUGCACGCAGGUUGAUCCAGGACUGGAGCAAGGGGAGUAUUUCUCUGGGGCCACAUACGAGUACAUUGGGGUUUGUUGGAAGGGAGGCCGUGGCGUGGGUUGUCAUGGGUGUGGGAGGGCAGUCGGUGCCGUCUGGGACGGAGGCAUGA
This is a messenger RNA of Metarhizium brunneum ARSEF 3297, 1077 nucleotides long. RefSeq lists its product as uncharacterized. NCBI's taxonomy places the organism in Eukaryota, Fungi, Ascomycota, Sordariomycetes, Hypocreales, Clavicipitaceae. The record is from RefSeq and is a predicted model, not a curated record.